CGAUCACGUUGUUGCAUUGAGAUGUUGGUGGUCAGUGCUCUAGUUUGUCUGUUAGUUUUUGACUUUAACUUUUCGAAAAAGCUUGUUUCGGCCCAGGAUGACUGCGGUUAUGUUGGCUGUCAUCCGACAAGGAAAGGGAAACUGAACGUGCAUCUAGUGGCACACACGCAUGAUGAUGUGGGCUGGCUCAAGACUGUUGAUCAGUAUUAUUAUGGAAGCAACAAAGUGCAUUCCCCGUUCGGAGUGCAGUAUAUUUUGGACUCUGUGAUAUCUGAACUCCUCAAAAAGAAGGAUAGGAGGUUUGUGUACGUGGAGAGCUCGUUCCUGUGGCGAUGGUGGACGGAGCAGGAUGAGGACCUGAGGGAGGAGGUGCAGACCCUGGUGAGAGAGGGAAGACUGCAACUGCUGCAUGGAGGCUGGUGCAUGAGUGACGAGGCCACUCCACACUAUUCAGCACUCAUUGAUCAGAUGACACUCGGUCUCAAAUUCCUGAAUGACACAUUUGGAGAAUGCGCACUGCCGAGAGUGGCGUGGCAGAUAGAUCCGUUCGGCCACUCGAGCGAGGUGGCUCUGCAAUUUGCGCAGAUGGGUUACGAUGGCCUGUUCUUCGGCAGGCUCGACUAUCAGGACUACGCACAGCGCAAAUACACAAAGAACAUGGAGACGGUGUGGAGGCCAGACACUAAACUUGGGGAAAUGGGAGACCUGUUCACAGGUGUACUGUACAACCUGUAUAUGCCACCUGAUGGAUUCUGUUUUGACACGUACUGCAGUGAUGAGCCCCUCAUGGACAACCCCAAACUCCAUGGAUACAAUGUCAAUGGUCGUAUAGCCCAGUUUGUGAAGGCAGCUGAGUCAUGGGCCGAAGCCUAUAAGACGCAUCAUGUCAUGAUCACUAUGGGUGGUGACUUCAACUACAUUGUUGCCUCGUCCUGGUUCAAAAAUAUGGACAAACUUAUCAAAUACAUAAACCAGAAAUACAAGGACGUGAAUGUGUUGUACUCAACACCGGCCUGCUACUUGAAGGCAGUGCAUGCUGAGAAUAUCACUUGGCCUGUCAAGGAUGAUGACGACUUCAUGCCGUAUGGCAGCGACGAACAUUCCUAUUGGACUGGCUACUACACCUCCAGACCUAAUCUCAAGUAUCUCGUCUACAAAGGAAACAACUUUUUGCAGGUUUGUCGACAACUGCGAGUGGCGCUGGGAGGAGGCCUCGAGAUGGAGGAGGAGGAGCUGACUAUGGCUAGAGCAAUGGCGGACGCACAGCAUCACGACGCCGUGUCGGGCACAGAGAAGCAACAUGUCGCAGACGACUACACUCUGUAUCUCAGCGAGGGAUUCCAGUCCUGCAACAAAGUGCUCACCGCAGCUUACAGGAAGUUGUUGGGAUCCAGCCUGAAGGAGCAGCAUUUCUGUCUGUGGAGCAACAUAAGCGCAUGUAGCGUCAGCGAAGGGGCGUCCAAAUUUGCGGUCAACGUUUACAACCCACUCGCGCAGGUUGAUUCCACUUACGUUCGCAUCCCGGUAUUCCUUGGCGAUUACAAAGUCACUGGACCUACAGGACAAGAAGUACCAAGUGAAUUAGUUCCGUUACCGAAGCCAGUGCAGUUGAUUCCGGGCAGAAAGGCGAACGCAACAGUUGAGCUUUUAUUCGAAGCGGACAACAUUUCGCAGCUCGGCCUCAAGUCGUAUCACAUUGAGAGGCUGGGCAGUGGUGACUCAUCCAAGGUGGACGUCCAGGAGUACAACAUGACAUUCAAUGCUACCGAAGAUGUCGUCGUCGAUAAUGGGGUACUGCAACUAAUAUUUAACGGCUCAACGGGACUUCUAGAAUACGUCACCAAAGAUAAUGAGACAUGGCUUUUCAGACAGAACUUUUACUACUACGAAGCUUCCAAGGGCUACAACUACAACUCAGAUAAUAGGGCUUCUGGAGCUUAUAUUUUCAGGCCAGCCAAAGAAACAACCUACCUGAUUAGUGAACAAGUGCAGAUUUCCGUUUUCAAAGGCAAGGAGGUGACAGAGGUCCAUCAAGUGUUUGAUACAUGGCUGAGUCAAAUUGUGCGUGUCUACAAAAACCAGGAUCAAAUUGAGUUCCAAUGGCUGGUCGGUCCUAUACCUGUCGAGAAAUGGACAGGCAAAGAAGUGAUCACCAAGUACAAGACGACUCUGCAGACGAACGGAGAACUGUGGACGGACAGCAACGGAAGGCGGAUGAUAAAGAGGAAGCGCAACUACAGAUCGAGUUGGAACUUGACGCUGACUGAGCCAGUGGCCAGUAACUACUAUCCCAUCACCUCGGCCGCCGCCAUCAAAGACGACCAGAGACGCGUCACUGUAUUGGUCGACAGGGCACAGGGAGCAGCCAGUCUCCAGGAUGGAGAAAUCGAAAUUAUGGUCCACCGCCGCCUUUUGUACGACGACAACAAAGGCGUCAGCGAGCCCCUGGACGAGAUCCAGUUCGGCGAAGGUCUGGUGACCCGAGGCACCCACAUUGUCCAGCUGACAAGGAGCGAGAACGCAGCCACGCCCUCUCACUCCUCCACCCACCGCAUCCACGGCAGUCCCGUAGCCAAUGAGCACUCAGCCACCCAGCAGGACCAGCCAAUCAGCGACGUUGUCUUCUCGGAGGGGGCGGAGAAACACCGCACCGCGGCCAAUCGCAUCGUCAACAGUCCCUGGCUGUCGUUCUACCGCACACACAAGACCGCCACUGAGUGGUUGUCCAGUCACAAGACGCAGUACAACGGAAUACUGAAGAAUCCUCUGCCAUCGAACGUGAAUCUGCUGACAUUGCAGUGGUGGUCGGCAAAUUCAUUCCUGGUUCGAUUUGAGCACAUGUAUGACGUCAACGAGCAUCAAACACUAUCUCAACCAGUCACCUUCAAUUGUUCUGAUUUCUUCUCAGACUUCACCAUCACAAAAGCAGUUGAACUGAACCUGUCAGCCAGCAAGGAGAAACAGAACAUGUCCAGACUGCGCUGGAGACACGAGGGACCCAUCACCAAGACCAACCAGCCUGACAACAAGCCACUGGACGAGUCCCUCACCGUAACCCUCAACCCCAUGGAAAUAAGAACAUUCAGGUUAUAUGUUACACGAAAAACCACAUGAUAACUCACCACCCACAACUAUUGAUGGACUAUUUUAAUGUGUGACAACUGAAUUCCAUGCAAAUUCAGUGUUAAAUUUCCUUCAGAUCAAUCUAUAUAAAGGUACCUUACUUGAAUCCUAUGUUAUAUGUAUAUCUAACAGAUCACCAUUAUCUAUCUAGAGUAAGGUGCUGUCUUUCCCUUGAACUCUCAUUAUAUUUGUAAAGGUAUCUUACUUGAAUCCUAUGUUAUAUGAUUAUCUAACAAAUCACAGUUAUCUAUUAUGAAGUACUGUGCUAUCAUCCCUUCUAAAUUCCAAAUUUCUAAAUUUGCAUUAUAUUUGUAAAGGAACCUUACUUGAAUCCUGUGUUACUAAGUACUGUAUUACAGAGCACUCUAUAAUUUAUAUAGAUUUUAGUGUUAUCUUUCCAUCAGGUUUUUAUCAUCAUCCUAUCUUAAGGUACCGUACCUUGUUGAAUAAUAAUUUGUGCUAUCUUUCCUCUCCAACAAAUAAUUAUGAUCUAAUUUGUGAAGAUUUCUCGUGUUAUAUUUUUUAUUAAUUAUCUACUAUUAUUAUAAAUGUACAUUUAUGCUGUAAUUGAUUAGUCAUUAUCAAAUUCAGUUUCAAAAUUUCAAUUUGAUGUGUUCUCCUAAAGAUUACCAUUAUCUAGAUUAUCUAUUCAUAAAUUUCCGUGUUAUAGUUUACUUCAAUAUUAUUAUUAGCGUAUGGCUUUCAAUGAUGGGGAGACCCAAGGGUAGUUCCACCUCGCCGUAUAUAGUCCAAAGUUCCCUAAUGGGAAACCGGACACUAAGGUUAUAGUGAGAAAAAUACUUUAAAUUUUUCACAUUUCACUUUAAAAUUAUUUUUGAUGUUAAAAAGUCCAAACAUAUAUAAAACUGAAACAAAACACAAUUUUACUUCAAUUAUCAUUAUUUCCAAUGUACAUUCAGGUUGUUAUUGAUAAGUCAUCAUCAAAUUCAGUGUUAAAUUUACUUUGGGCUAUCAGUAUCUAUCUAAAGGUACCUUACUUAAAUUCUGUUGUGUUAUCUUUCCUAUAUAUUACUGUACCAUUAUCUAUACAGAGGACUGUUUCAUCUCUCUCCUCUUUUAGAGUUCUAUCAUGAUGAAUGUAAUAUUUAUAGGUGAUUAAUAAGUUUGACAUUAGUGUGUUUGAAUUUUCUUUAAAUGUACCUUCUUGAUUCUGUGUUAUCUCACUCACAGAUAAUCAGUCAUUAUCAAGUCAAUGUUAAAUUUACUUCAGAUUGUCAUUAUCUAUAUAACGAUACCGUAUCUUACUACUUGUAUUCUGUAUUAUCUCCUCUUUCAUAUUUUAUUACCAUCAUAUAAUCAAAUAUAUGUUUUGUUUUUUUCCUUUGGACUGAUGAUAUAAUACGGAAGUACUUAACUUUGCAUGAUAAUUUAUUAUUCUCACAGACUACCAUAAAAACUAUGUGUAAUUUUUUCCUUCAAGUUCCUGUCAUUAACAAUAUGAAUUUAAUUGACUUUUAUGUUAUAUCUUCUACCAUAGAUGAAGGAUAAGUAAGACUAUAUUAUUCUUGUCUCUGCUUCUACUGAUUGGCCUUCGUGAAGGGAGAUUUAUUAUGUGCUAUUUUCCUUUAAGAUCACUUUACUCAACACUUCAAAUUUCAUCAUCAUUAUCAAUGUGAUUCAUCUAUUGUGAAUUAAUUAUUGAAGUACGUUUUAUGUAUUUUUUUUCAUUUCUACUUUUACUGGCUCAUUUUUCGGAGGUAAAUCAAAUUUUCAUCAAGAACAAUUUUAACAAAAAACAAAAUAGAAUAACUUGAAUAAUAAGAUAAAGAACAUAAAUCUCAACUUACUUUUAAACAAUUAACUCUCACUAUUAUCUUUCAGUUAGUUUUAGUGAUGUAGGAUAGGCCUAUAUUAGUUACGGUAAUAAUUUGAAGAGGAAACCAAAGUUAUAUUUUCAGUUUCCUUUCUCAUUCUACUUUUUGGAAGGAAAUUAGGAGUUAUCAACUGUAAUGUGCUUGUUCGGAUCAACUAUUGUUUUAAUCACUUUAAACAAUAAUUUUCAAAUUUUUAGAUUUGUAUAGAUAGCCUAUUAUGGUCAAAAUAGAUUAAUAAAAUCAACACUUAUCUUUGUUCCGAAAGGGAUUUUUAGUUAUGUAAUUUGAUUAUACUUCUUUCACCAUUAAGUUUUUUAAGUUUGUUACUUCUUCCAAAUAAAUAACAUUAGAGUGAAUAUCAAUUGUUCUGUGAGUAUUUAUUGUUUAAUUUAGAUAUAAUAUGAUUAGUUGUAGCAAUGUAUGGUUUAUAUGCACAAAUGAAUAUGUGUACUUUAUUGUAUUUUGUGAUUAAAAUCUUGUGCCCAUUGUCAA
Nilaparvata lugens (brown planthopper) is the source of this 5450-nucleotide messenger RNA. RefSeq names its product lysosomal alpha-mannosidase. Gene Ontology annotation, molecular function: alpha-mannosidase activity; carbohydrate binding. Bases 22 to 3114 code for a protein of 1030 amino acids. Gene Ontology annotation, cellular component: lysosome. The transcript is spliced from 17 exons. Gene Ontology annotation, biological process: mannose metabolic process. Lineage: Eukaryota; Metazoa; Arthropoda; Insecta; Hemiptera; Delphacidae. The record is from RefSeq and is a predicted model, not a curated record.